AUGCAAGCUCCCACCACAUUGCAGGGUAUCAGCCAGCCCACAGACACCGCAGAGCCGUUAGACAACCUCUAUGAAGACGUCGAGGACCCCGACACCCCUCCCGAAGCUGUGCUCUCCCGAAGAGCCAAGUCCUACUCUGAUUUCUACGACAUCGUCCGCGAGCAUGUGCUUCACGAUAGUUCCAAGAGCAGGAGGCGGGGCAGGUCAAGAAGAAACAAGAAUUGGGAAGCUCUAGCUCUCCCAGAUCCGAAAAAUGUCGAUGACGUGUCGGAGUUUCCCUCGUUUGAUUCCAUACAGGAUGAACUACUACAGGCUAGUCAACAAGAAUACUUAUUGUACUUGGAUCAGUUGGCAAUGACAGAACGACAUCUCGAUACUCUGAUACAAGAUACGAAUGGAGCUCUAGAGCUGCUGGCAUCGUUGUCAGGAUCGUUCCGUGCAGUCGAGGAACAAACCACAUCAUUCCAGGCCCAGUGCGAGGGCCUCUUAGCCGAGCAAAGACGGCUGGAGAAGCUUGGAGAAGAAGUUGGAACCGACCUGCACUACUAUGCGUAUCUCGAUAAUGUUACUAGACGAGUCAAUGCCCCUGGAGCUAGCCGUCUCGUUGACGACGAUGCGUUUGGUGAGAUCCUCGAGAAUCUGGAUUCGUGCAUAGAAUUCAUGGAGAAGAAUUGCUUUGAGCGAUCAUUUAACGAGGCAAUGCUGUUCGCCAAGAUAUUCGCCGUUGAGCCACAUUAUAGUACCGACCCAAACUCGGCUUUCGUUACGCUCAAGUCUCAGCAAAGGAUCAUGGUCAACGCAACAAAUGUUGUGCCGAUUGCAACCAAUCUCCAGUCCGCCAUGCAAUCAUCAGACUUAACAACUAUCUGCAACAUCCUGGGGUGGAUCACAAAUGAAUACCUCCUUUCAGACUACGACGAAGACGAAUCACAGUUCACCAGACAUUGCCAGGAGCUUGCUGCCAGACUCUUGACCGAGCACUUGUGGACGUUUACGGAUGCUUCCUUUGAAGCGGAGAUUGCGAAGUCAAUAUCAAGAGCCCCAGUUGCAGCCGAUUCUCUGAAGAUUGGUCCUGUUGAAGGUGGUGUCGCUUCUUCCAAUGCAUAUCCAAUAGUGAAGCGCGCUCUCGAGUUGCUCAUUAUGUUUGAUCAAGCAAUGCCUAAGGAACGAUGUCAACGAAACAGUCCUGUCGUUUUCAAAAUUGUAAAAGAGACUAUACAGGCUGUCCAUCGUGCCGUGGCACAAAUCAAAUCAAGCAAAAUGGGCACAGAUUCCGAUCUGUUCAUGAUCAAGAACCUGCUCAUCCUGAAGAACGAGUUGGUAUCUCUAGAGAUUGGCGAUGUCCGAAGUCACGACGCCGAUAUGCAACACUUUGGACAGAUCUGGGAGAACCUGAGCCCACAGAAUUUGAUCGGCUAUUUCAGCAGCUUCAUUCCGGGCUCCUUGUGGUCACGGAGUGCCUCUACACCAUCCGCAGCCGCCAAGGCUAAUGGUCAGGCUGACCAAGAUGCAAGUGAGCAGCUGGAUGAGCUCCUCCGACAAUCUAUCUAUGGUUUCACUCAGCGAUGGGCUACGCUCAUCAAUGACGCCAGAGGAAAGAAGCUCGGUGCUAAGAACCUGGGCAAAGUCGAGAAGGAGUUGGAAGAUAUGCUCCAGAUGGCGUUCAGUAACCAGCCAGAAGUCAUCGCCAAGUUGAAGGAGGCUAUCGUCCUCAAUGCGCAAGCGCAAAAUGAAGCCAAGAACGAAAAGAAGGGAAGCAAAAUCACUCGGGUUUAG
Molecule: messenger RNA, 1776 nt
Organism: Phaeoacremonium minimum UCRPA7
Lineage: Eukaryota; Fungi; Ascomycota; Sordariomycetes; Togniniales; Togniniaceae
Product: putative sec34-like family protein
Exons: 5
Coding region: 1-1776 (591 amino acids)
Biological process (GO): cytoplasm to vacuole targeting by the Cvt pathway; autophagy; Golgi organization
Cellular component (GO): membrane; COG complex; cis-Golgi network
Source: RefSeq, a predicted model, not a curated record